Penicillium odoratum is the source of this 402-nucleotide messenger RNA. Its product is annotated as DUF3602 domain-containing protein. Lineage: Eukaryota; Fungi; Ascomycota; Eurotiomycetes; Eurotiales; Aspergillaceae. The coding region runs from base 1 to 402 and encodes 133 amino acids. The record is from RefSeq and is a predicted model, not a curated record. The transcript is spliced from 3 exons.
AUGUCUGGUCGAAAUAUUUCGUAUGGUCGCGGCGGAGCUGGCAACAUCUCCCGCCAGCACAGCUCCACUAUGCCGAAGGAUCUCAUCACCCCGACAAUCAAGCAAGAAGUCUAUACCACCGGUCGUGGAGGCUCAGGGAACAUGGUUCAAAAUGAUCCCGAACGACCAGAGAUUGCUCGCGAGAGCCAGGACGUGGAAUCCCCGCCUUUACGAGCACAGCACUUCGCCCACCACACUGGCCGAGGGGGUGUUGCCAAUGCCUAUAUCCCGACGGCCGAAGAGGAGGAGCGAGCUCGUCUCCAGGAGGCUGAGCUGAUGCGGGUGCGCACACAUGACAAGGAUCGCAUUAAGGAGAUCGGACACGAAAGACAGGAACUGCGGAAUCAGGAUCACUCGAACUAG